AUGUCAAAAUACGGAUUCAUAAAAAUUUCAAGAGAUGUUCAACAAGCAAUUCCAAAUCCCAAAAAACCUUCUAUUCAACUUAACACCGAAUUGCCACUUGAUUCGCCAUUAACUAAGUUUGUUUAUGAUUAUUCUAAAAAGAGGUUACCAAACGAGACGUUCAAUCAUUCACUUAGGGUAUAUUUCUACAGCGUGGCUAUAAUUAAGGACCAAUUUGCAGAUUGGACUCUCGAUCCAGAAAUUGUUUUUGUCACCAGUUUGUUACAUGACAUUGGUACGUCUCAUGAAAAUAUGCAUGCCACCAAGAUGUCGUUUGAGACAUGGGGUGGGAUAUUAUCACGAGACUUGGUUUUGGAACAGACCAAGGGUAAUAAAGAUUAUGCUGAUGCUGUGUGUGAGGCUAUUGUUAGACAUCAAGAUUUAGGCGAAUCUGGCUACAUUACCACUUUGGGAUUGAUUUUACAGAUCAGUACUAUUUUGGAUAAUGUGGGGUUGAAUUCGCAUUUGAUCCAUGAGGAUACUUUAGAUGCAGUCAAUAAGAAAUAUUCAAGAAAAGGAUGGUUGAAUUGCUUUGCUGGUGCUAUCGACAAGGAAAAUGAAUUGAAACCCUGGGGCCAUACAAGUGCACUAGGGGUUGAUAAAUUCAAAGAUGAUGUUUUAGCAAAUAAAUUAAGGUAUGAAAAAUUAUAA
This is a messenger RNA of Candida albicans SC5314, 690 nucleotides long. RefSeq names its product cyanamide hydratase. The coding region runs from base 1 to 690 and encodes 229 amino acids. NCBI's taxonomy places the organism in Eukaryota, Fungi, Ascomycota, Pichiomycetes, Serinales, Debaryomycetaceae. The record is from RefSeq and is a predicted model, not a curated record. The transcript has a single exon.